CAGGAACACACACACACACACUGAGCUGCUGGGAGUUUCAGCGCUGCUUGCAAGAACGUAGAAUUGGAGUGCCGGGACUGGGGGCUGCGCUGCUCCAUUGCACUUUCUCUCUCUCCUUUUCUCUCUCCUAUCUCUCUCUCUCCCUGUCCUCUGGGUCUAAACGUCCAGCACAGGAACUGCAGCGGCAGAUAUGAACCUCUCACUUUCCCAGACUUCACAAGCAUGUAGAUCACAAAAAUGACAUGAACAUUCCAUCAUCAGGGAAAUGAAGAAAUAAGAGAGAGGGAAUAAUCCUGUACAUCAAGCUUCUGUUCCUGCAGGUCUGUUGAUUCUGACUGAAACACAAUGUGUCCAUGUCACAGCCUGUGCAGAUAAGGACCAGUGUGCUGAACUAGCCACAUUGGCAUCAUGACUGAAGAGACUAAACAGUCCUUGGCUGCCAAAGAGCUGGAUAAUGAGUCCAAAAAACAGGAUAAGGGGGCUGUGGAGCACAAAAGCUUAAUAGAGUCCCCUGAGCACUUUCAAAAUGUGAGUCUGGAGCCACAGGCUGUGAACAAUAUUGCUAAGUUUGCAGAAAAAGAGAGGGACAACACGCAGCAACGUGAGGCUGUAAUUCGCCCACAGCAGGCUGGAAAGAUUGAUUUUAAGUCACUGCAGAAUCAUUCGUUCAAUAGCAACAGGACAUGGCCCAGCGGCAAGGACAGCCCUCAGUCGCCAAGUGGAAAGAGUCGCAAUAGAGACAAGAGUAGAAAGCCAGGGAAAGAGCGUGGCAACCCACAGCAGUUGUACAGAUUGAGUAUUACUAAUCCACGCUCAAAUCCCACAAUUGGGAUAGCCUAUCCCCAGCAGAAAGUCUCACCUCCAAAGAAGCUUGAGUCCAACAGAGGUCCUGUCUCAGGCAGCUACCGCUUCUAUGUGCCAAAUAUUCCAGAGCGAGAGGCCGAACUGCAACAGGAAGAACUACAGUUCAGGUGCUUCCAUGAGGGCUCACCUAACCUUACUUCCCAAAGUUAUACCUCACAGGCUGUUGGUGCCACCUCUGUAGGACCUGCUCACCAGAACCCACCAUCUACUCCGCAAAAGAAGCCCAGCCCAAUCGAGAGCAACAGUAUACAACCUGCCAAUGAAACUUUAUUCCCUGACUUUCAGCUGAGUAAAACAGACACGUGGCAGUCUCCAGAUAGGACUUUCAGAAACACUAAUUUUUCCCUUACUUCACAAAAGCCAAACAACCUUGGGGACUUGAACAAGACCAAUGGAAGUUUUAUGCCUAUGCCAUUUCAGUAUGGAUACCCAUUGUUAGAGGAGUCAUCCUCUGAUUCCUUUCCCAGUGAUCGGAAUACACAGCCUCAAGACUACAAUGAUAUUUCUCUUGCUUCUAACCAGGUUUCCCAUAAUUCAUUCUCCUUUCCAUCCUCUUCAGAGGGCCAUGAGGCCAUGCAAACUAGUGCACAGUUUGGUAAUGACCAGGUAGAGGACAGGCAAUCAUACCAGUUACACCAUAAACCACCCCAGUACAUGCAGACACCACAUGGUAUGUCAUCUUCUGUUCCCAGCAAUGACGAGAGCUCAGCAUCAAGUACUCUGCUAACAGAGCAGAGUAAGAGUGUUUCAGAUAAAUCUGAGUCUUUUAGUCCAAUAGACAGCAGUGACACAGGUUUUGCAAUAGUGGGCAAGAGAGGCUGCCAUCUUAAAAAUGGCACUCCCAGCCAAAGAGUUCUUAUUCAAGGCAGUGUUCAUCAUAUUAGAAAUAUUGCACAAGGUUCAAGUUCACAAGUACAUGUAAUUAGCCCCCCACAUAAUGGUAUUCACAUCAGCCCAGGGCCUCUUGACCAAAGUGCCAGUAAACACCACGGCAAGGUAUCACACUCAUGGGAAGGCACAAACAAAACAUUUCCACCACCACUCAUAGACCAGACCCCCACGCCUUACCCCUUUCAGUACCAACCUGCACCAGAACAAAGACAAAACACUGGCAUUAAUGGCCGUAUGCCUUGGCAGCAGAUACGCUUCACAACUGCAAUGCCUAACCAAAAUAGGAUUGAUCUCUCCAGGCAGUUGAGCAAUCAGCAGCUUACUUUUUUGAUAGGCCCAUCAGACUGGCAAGAUGACAAUAAGCCACACAAAAACAUCAACCAUAAAGAUUCUAACAACUUUCUCAACAAAAAGAAAAAUAAUGGCUUCUCAAACCAAAAGCAGGACAGUGUCAAGCAAGGCUGCAACACAAUUCCACAGAGUCAUUUUACAAAUAAGCUGGAUACAAAUCAAGGCCAGGUGGGUGAUGGCAAUAAUAAGUCAUUAUACUUUGGUAUUAACCACCCAGUGCCAGUUACAUCAAGAAACUUUAGCUACAAUCCAUUACAUGUAGCAUCCUUAGGGCUGAAGAUGGUGUCACCAUAUGACUCUCCUUCACGUUCACCCACUCAAAAUCCAGCAUCUAGCAGUACGUGUUCAUCACUCUCCCCAGCCUCUACAAACUCUGUCAACAGUAACUCUGAUGACAGCCAAAUUUCAAAGGUUCUAUCCCCUCAGUUUUUUCAGCAGCAACAGGAUAAAGUAUUGAUAUCAUCUAAUAACAUGAACACUAACCAGCAUCUCUACCAUUCAGAUGCUUCCAGAGACUUGCACUAUAAACAAGAAAGAGCCAAAGAAAACACGGCAAGUUUCAUGCCACAUAACAGGCAUUCAAAGUCCAACAUGGACAAUGGAAAAGGUUGUUUGGAGACCUACAGAACAGAAAACCAUCCCCCACCUCCAUACUCUGCCCACCAACUCGCCACAUCAUUAGUCUCAGCAAACCUUGACCAACUGGAUGUGCUUCUGACAUGCAAGCAAUGUGAUCAGAAUUUUAAUAACCUUGUCUCUUUUCUUGACCAUAAGCAAUACUGUGGACAGCAUACAUUUGUACAAAAUGACUUAAAAGAUGUGCCAAAAGUGGAAGAAAUAAGGAAGUUUCAGACGGACCACACAAAAGCCAUGUCAUCUGGAUCCAGUUAUGCAAUUUUGCGAAGUUCUUCAGAUUUGCAUCUGUCUCUGCUUGGACUGAACAAGAAUGGGGAAAUAGUGCCAGAUAAUGAAACCAAAGGAGAUUUAAAAGAUGAUUCAAUGAAACUGAUGCUACCAUCUGCACCCUUGCCAGAUUUAGAAAUGGAAGAUCCCAAAUUGGAUAGCCUUAUCACAGAGGCUUUGAAUGGACUAGGCUAUCAGUCAGACAACGCAGAAAUUGAUAGCAGCUUUAUUGAUGCAUUUGUUGAUGAUGACCUCACCACUACUAAAUGUACAUCAACAAGACAGGCUUUGACUACCAAAGACUCCACGAUAUUUGAAGAUAGAACUAACAAUGAAUCAACAUCUAGUGAGAGAUCUCAAGCUCACUGCAAAUAUCCUUUUGACUCAGACUUAGACGGCCUUAGUUUAGACAGCAAACACACAGAUAUCCCUUACAAAGAAAGCCAACACGAGUUGAUACAAAAGGAAGGCCUUAAAGCAGAAUCCUCUCCAACCGAGUCCCAGCCACAGGAGUCAAAUUGCACACAAAUGGAGUGGGAAGCAAGAAAGUCAGAACAAACAGAACACAAAAAUGAUUACAGUUCUAAGUUUCUUUUAUCAAGCAAUUUUUCUGCAAGAUGUGGGCUUAAAAGCCUGCAAAGCAGCACAGCUUUAGUUAAAACAACAUGUCCCAGAUCCACCUGUGCCAACAAAAGUCCAACGGCUCAGAAACCAAUAGCAACAGAAGGAAAAAGGAAAAGGACAGGUGGUGGAAGCUGGAGUAAAGAGCUUAUUCACAAAAUUGUUCAACAAAAGAACAAGUUGCAUAAACUCCAUGUAAAGGGCACUAAAAACAUGCAGUUUUCACUUGUGAUGGAGAGAGUGACUCCCACAGUGCAGAACCCUACUUUCAGGGAAUAUGAUUACGUUUCUGACUCAGAUGACGACUGUGAACCCGUAAAGAUAGCCAGUCAGGGACGUCUCAGCCAGAGCAUUCGCUGCAAGUACACAUACACUAAAGAGUGUAAGGGGAGGAUUUGUGCUGACAAGAGCCGGGAAAGUUCAUGGAAACAAAACAAAAAUGAGUCCUUUGAUCCCAAGAAAGAUUUUGAUGUCUCUCCAUCCUUGAUGAAAGACAACCGUGGUCACAAAAGGCUACGAAGACGGAGCAGUAGGUCUUCCACAAGCAGUGAACUCAGCACAUCAAUAAGUAUUUGUAGCGAUAGCAUUGGCAGCCCAAAAAGUAUUGAUCAUACAGAUUCAGACUCUGAGAAAAGAACAGAAGUACAGAGGAAAGAUCAAGACACGCUUGAGCAGAAUGUGUACAGGGAAUCCCCACCAAGGAUACGGAAAGAGUCUAGCACAUCACUUGCUUUGACCUUCACAAAAAAUACAAAAAGGUACAGCACUGAUAAGAUACUACUCACUGAGCAAAAGGACCAAUUCACUACUUCAAAAUGUUCAAGCAUUAUCUGUAAGACUGAAGAGACUGCAUCUGAGCGUACAAUGACUAAAAGUACUGUCAGCCUCGCAAGAUUCAAAACCACCACAGUGGAAAUAGAGGGAAAAGAGGACCACUAUGGUUUUGAGGCAGGAAUUCUUGCAACCACGGAAGAGCCAUUCAAAAAAGAUUACCCAAAAAAUAUCACAUCACCAAGAGGGUCAGGCAUAACACUGAGUCCAAUGGAAACGACAAACAAUAAAGAUUCUAACCAUGUUUUUACACUCACAAAAGAUGCUGUUGCAUCAAAGGGUAAAUCCCACAAGAGAACAAACAGUUCUGAAUUUUCAGUACCCAUUUUUGAGAAAGCCAUCAAUAACAACACAUCAAGUGAAGAAGCCAACAGAAACUCAAAUUAUCUAUUCUCUGAACCCCCACCUUUUUGCCCUUCACUUGUGGACAAAGUCUGCUUAUCACCUUCAAAAGUCCAUGAUGCAGCUCAAAAGGAUGUGCAAUGUCUCAUUCCCUAUCCUUCGGAACAUGAUCAAAGUCUUAUAAAAUCACCUCUUUCUUUUGACACAACGUCAAUGUUUGGUGACCUUUCUGUGGGAGGUUUUGAGAACAAUCUUUAUCCAGAUAUUCAGCUUGCUAAAGAGAGCUUCAGUCCUCUGGAAACCACAACAGAUAAGAAGGAACUUUUUGAGUCGUCAUUCUCAGAACAGAGAGACUGGAAUCAGAUGGUUAAUGUUAGUCCUGUGCUACCAGAUGAGAUUUCUCAGUACAAAGAAUACUCUGACUCAAAUGAGAAUAAGACCAAUUUUAACUAUGUCCCAUUUGCUUUGUCAGAGAAAUUAACGGACUACACUCCUAAUCUCAACAACGUGUCAGUUGAUGAUCUGGAAAUAAAAAGAAUUGUUACAGAGCUUGAGAGUCAGCUGCAAACAGCCAAGCUCAGCAGCCCUCCACCAUUAGACAGUGAGCUAACAAAACAGCUUACCAUGAGCAAAUUCUCUCCACUGAGACUUGACCCUGAAAGUGAAGAUGAGGGCAGUAGCUUGCAGAUAAACUGUUCCUCAGAGAACCUGGAUAUUGCCAGACCAGUAGACUCAAAUUCAGCACUGUUCUCAGAACCUGACUUACCAUGGUCUAGUCCACUCUCAUUUGGAUUGAUGUGUGGACAGCAAGGUCUUCAUACACCAACACAUUCAUCUACUAUCAACACGCCAACUGAUUCAGGACAUGAACAUUUGGAUAUAAAGGGCAGCAUGGGGCUCACUGAUUUGAACACAGAAAACAGUUCACCUCUGCACGAAGACAUAAAAACAGAAAAUAAUGAGUGCUUGGACAAGUCAGAAGAGAUGCUUGAACAUGAAAUCUACACAGAAAAUCUGAUGAAGAGCCUGGAAGUAAUCUCAGAUUCUUUGUCUUCAGGUUUUACAUCACCUCAGUCAUCUCCUAAUCAAGAGUGUGUGGUUCCUGAGGAACAUGAAAAACAAGACAAUGAAUACUCAGAAGACAUUGAGUCUGAAUAUGUUGAAUUUAGAAACACAGAAGCAGAGCUCACAAAGUUCUCAGUGGAGACAAAUGCAUUUUCAGAUAAACUAGAAGAGAAAACCAGUGGCAUUUCAGAGUCAGAAAAUGAAACCAAAGCCAGCCUAAAUGAGACUAGUAAUGACACACUUCAUGAUGAAGAUUUAAUAGCUAAUGAACAACAGCUUGCUGAGAGCUCCUUUAAGAGUCCACAAACUGGAUGCUGUGUGAACUCAAAUGAAAUUGACUCAGUGAAGUCUUCAGUCUCUAGAUAUGAACACAACCAUGAGUCAUCUGUCAGCCAAACCGAGAAUGCUGAGUGUGAUACACAGUUUGACUUGAAAGACUCAUUGUAUAUUACCAAUAGUCCAGACUUCUCCAAAAUAUCACACUUUUCAACAUACCCAGCCAUACCAAAAGACAAAAACAUGCUGUGUGUUGAAAAAACACAGAAAUGUGAUGACGAUUCAGCUCUAAUUGCACAGCCAGAACUAAUUUCUAAAGGCAACAGGCAGGCAUCUGACAAAACAGGUGGAACAACAGACUGUCCUUCUGAUACAAACAUCCAACCACCCCUUUCAAACAUCAAGUCUCCUCUUGGUCAAGCCAAUUUGUCAAUCCAUUCACAAUUAAAUAAUAGACAAAGGGUGGCUUCUCCUAAACUUCUUCCUGUAGUUCAAGAUGAACAUGACUGUACAGAGUGUGUGGAGAGAGCCAUGCCUGAUAUGACAUUUCCUGUGCAAUCAGAAUGUGAAGAAAAUCAACAGAAGAACAUUGAGCAAAGUCCUCAACUUUAUACUGUGACUCAAGCACCACAGUUUUCUCACAACUCUAUCCAAAGCCCUUGUGAACUGAGAGAUAAUGGUUCACUACCAGGCACAGUUACCCCUGCACUGAGCAAAAACAGACAAGACCUGGAAGAUGACAACUUAGAUCACAAAAAUAUUGGCGGGUCAGUAGAUACUUAUGAAUUAUCUAAUUCUGGUGUUGCUGAAUCAGUUGUUCCCCAUCAGGAUUUAGUAAAAAUCACAGAGAGUAAAAUUUCUAACUCUGGAACACUGUUAGCUGUGGAGGACAUCAUCUCAAAACAAAUUUUUGGUGAGACUUCUCUGCAUUCUAGGCCAUUGGAUGGCUCUCAGGAUACAGGUGCACUGUAUGAUUUGAAACUCAGCCCCCUGAAUUACAGUGAAACAUGCUUCAAUGACUACAACUUCACCUCUAAAUGUUUAAACAAAGGAAAUGACCAGUCUGAUGUAAAAUCAAACUCCGCAGACAAUUACAUUCUCAAUGCCUGUGCUUUCUCUCUUGAUAAACCUUUGUCAUCCAGCCUACCGUAUAAUGCAAAUGAACCAGAGCCAAAUAUCCAGGGCCAUCUGAUUGGACUUGAUAUAGCCGAAAACUCUAUAAAUGAAAACAUCCAAAAUGAUAUAAAACAUUCAAAUGUAUCAGCUUCCUGCAGUAAUUAUGUUGAGGAUGUCACUACAAUUGACUCUGAACAAGUCUCAAACCUUAACCAGAGUUACAUGAAUGGUACUCAUGUUAAUGGUACUCAUGUUCCACAUGAAACUGUUGAUUACAUGGAUCUGCAACUCACACUUCUCAAGAAAGUAGAUUCUGAGAAGAUAGACAAUCAGAUGAUCACCAAUGAGCAUGAUGCAAUGCAGAGGUCCACCAUGUUAGAUGUGAAGGAGACAUCUAAACCUCUGAUACCUUGUGAAAAAGCAGAAUCUGUGGGUCUUGCAUGCACAUCUGUCCAAAAUGAAGGACAGAGUCUAAGGUCAAGUGAGACAAAAUCCUCACCUAAAAAGGGUGGUACACAGAAUGCAAUUCAUGGAAAAUUUCAGUGUGAAAUAUGUGCAAUGUUCUUUCGUACACAUCCUGGACUUAAAAGACAUAAAGCCAUGAAGCAUGUAGUAAAGACUGAAGGGAUUUCGCCCAUUGAACAUGUAAAUAUGAGUAGUCAAUUGUCUAAGCCCAUUUAUAAUAUGUCACACCCAACAGAAAAAGCACUGAAAGAUAGCAUGGAUGUUAUGGGUCCAGCAGUUCUUUCACAUUUAAACAGAAAUGAAAUCUCAGAUGGACAAGGACAGAAAACAGAUGCACAUUUGAUCUUCGAAGGGAUUCCAAGUGAUUCUGAUAUGCCAAAGAUCCCAGAAAGUUGUGAUACUGAUCAGACAACUCUUGUUAAUGAAAGGGAAAAUAACGGUAUCAAUACCAUGGACACACGCAGUGAAAUGUUUUCUCCAAAAUUGGCAAAGCAAGACACUUUUUCAGAUGAAAUACUCAGUACUCUUAAAACAGAUAUUUUGCAGGCUAUAUGUCUAGAUUCCCCCUCAAUGGUGCAACAAAACUCUCCUAAGUCACCUGAAAAACAGAUUCCGGGUAGCAGUAACAGCUAUCAUGAAGUCAAUGUGAGAGAGGAACUGAAGAGCAUGGUAACUAUCAGCACUGAAGAGCAAAAGGAAGAAACAAUUUCUACCACAGAGACUUCGAAUUUACAUAAGAAAGGUGACACAUAUGACAUUGACGAUGUUGUAAAGCAUUGUGAAAACCCAAAAUAUGUUCAGACAGAGGAUAUCCACUAUCCACUUGGUGAUUCUUCUGUGGAUAUUAAGCGUGAGAACACCUCUUCUCCCACAGAAGACAGUCACAUGCUUACUGGUACUUUAGGAAUGGGACCUGAUCUUAAGGCUUUCUUUGAUGAUGAAAAUACUUUUUCUCAGUUAUUCCCAAGAAAUGAUGACAGGAAAAGAAAGAAAUGUGCAAGGGUCUAUGGUAAAAGCAACAAAAAGCAAAAACAACUGUCCUGUUUAGUUUUAGACUGUCCUAGCACUGGUGCCUUUAUUGACAAGUAUGUAGAGUCUAAAGAAAACAAGUUGGGACACAUGUUCACCAACGGCGCAAAUGACCCUUGUGAAUAUGAAACCAUAUCAAUCGACAAUGAUAAUAUGCAUGCGAUGACUCCCAAAAGCUUAGUCAACAGCUCUAUAGAGAACGCUUGUCAUUCAAAAGAUGGCUUAAUGGAUCACCAGGCUGGUUACGAGGAAAAUGCAGAAACUGGCAUUAAAGAAUUCUUAUGUGAGAAUGAGGGCACAAUUAGACAAUCCUUAAAACACCAGGAUGAUGCACAUGAUUGCGCUGUGCCAGAAAAUACAGUGUCAUCAGUUCCUCAGGAAGAUUGUAAACCAGAGGUUCCUGAUACAGCUUGCCCACUCCAACUAGUCUGUGUUCAAGAAAAUGCCUCUUGUUCACCAAGCAUUGAGAUACCAAACCAUGACACUACAAUUCAGAUUCCUGUACCCUUUUUUGAGCCUGAGAAAGAUAUUCCUUUGGUUGCGACAAUUGCAAGCACAGAACUGAAAGACCCUGUAAGACCUUGCAAAAAGCCUAUGGAGCGGAAGUGUAGGAAACGCGUAGAACCGGGACUCAAACCAAAGGAUAAGCAGUACAAAUGCAAGGUGUGUUUCACAUGGUUUCUCACCUUAGGUGAGCUCGACUUCCACAAGCUCUCUCACAAUCCAUCACCUCCCCCAACUUGCUAUAUGUGUGUCCAGCGCAAGUUUACCUCCCGGGAACAGCUUAGGGACCAUCUCAGGGAGAAACACGCCAAAAACAAAGCAGGUGUUUGGACUUGUGGGAUGUGUUUGAAAGAAAUUUCAGAUGUCUGGAUGUACAAUGAACACUUGCGUGAGCAUGCCACACAGUUUGCCCGAAGAGGGCAGUCUCAGAGUUCCCUCUUGGAUAUGCCUGGGUGUUUCAUGCAAGAAAAUGCUGUGAAGAACUUCAUAUCUUCAAUAAUGCAGCAUCGGCACAGCAGACCUGCAAGAGACAAUGUUAAACCAUCAUCUAAGGAAGAGAGAAGAACAUCUUUUGAUGUUAAUGGACAAGACCCAAAGGUUCCAGAGGAGUCUUCCACAAUUCUGAAGACUAAAACGAGUAUUGGGGGAGGAAAUAAGCACUGCGCACUGACAACGCUUGAGGUUCUACCUAAAGCAGAGACUUCUAAAAAUGCUGAGAUGCAUCCUAACUGCAAGGACCCUUCAAGGGACUGUCACCACUGUGGCAAGCAGUUUCCAAAGCCUUUCAAGCUCCAGCGCCAUUUAGUGGUCCACAGCUUGCAAAAGAUUUAUCUUUGCCACAAAUGCCCAGUAUCCUACCAAGAGACAAAGGAGCUUAAAGACCACCUUAAAAAUGAACAUGACGAGACGAAUGAGCCAGACUCAAAGCACACCACACUAUAUACUUGUGAACUCUGUGCUGAUGUCAUGCAUGUAAUCAAGAAGUCGUUCAUCUGCAGUACCUGCAACUACACUUUUUCAAAAAAGGAACAGUUUGAUCGUCACAUGGAGAAACACCUAACUGGAGGGAACAAGAUCUUCAAGUUCAGGGGAGUUGUGAGACCUUGCAAGCCUUUUUAUUCAAAAGAUGAUAAAUCUGACACACCACCAAGCAAAAAAAGGAAAGUAACUGAGAGCAGCUUAGACAUCACAGUGUCACAUAUGCAAGGCAUCAAAUCAGUGUUGCCCAUCAUAGAUAACACUGUAAAGAACAUUACUGAGGAACAUUCAACGCAAACAAACAAUACCAGUGUGAAAAUUGAAGAUGAGGCUGAGGACUUCCCUGCAAGGGAUAUUAUUGAGUGUAUAGUGCAAACAGAUUCUGCGGAACAGAGUCUUCCAUCAACAGAGCCGAAGGAAGAAAAUGAAAGCUCUUCUCCAUCUUAUGAAAUGCAAGCAGAUGAUCCCAGGGAAGUCAUUGCAACAGACAAAGGAGCUCUGACAGAGAUUUGUGAUGUUAAAAUAGAAGAUGACAGUUGCACCAUUCCAACAACAUUGUUAGUUUCCGAGAUUGACAUUUUGAGCAUUACCAAACUUAACGAAGACACGGUGGAGACAAACCCUUCAUUAAGUCUUGAAAAUGCAAGUGAACAAGGGGAAAUAAGGCACUCAAGUCAAUGCACCUUUCAAUUGUGUGGUCAAACAGACAUAAAUAUACCAAAACAAGGCAUGCAAGGGUCUUGUAAUGACUUUGAACUCUCAUCUGUGAAGCAGGAUCAAAAUAAACAAGAUUUUCUGACUCAUCACAGUGAACAGCUGACUACUUCUCUGACUAAGCACAUAACUAUGGUCAAAUCUGAGGAAACUAUGAAACAAAGUCUUGAAAAUAACCUUAGUACCACUGAUUCUGCACAUCACACCAACAGCUCUAAUACAUGUGAAGACAAGGAUUCAACCAAGCAACAGAAGAAGAGGAAAGAUCUUAAGACACCUCACAGCUCUCAGAGAACGCAAUCUCCAACUGCAAGGGAAAAUUUGGGGAUUGACCCAAGGGCCAAAAAGAAGUUCAGACCCAGCAGGUUUGAAAAUAUUGAUGGACAAAGGAAAAAUGAACUUCCCAAUGACUAUCCAGUGCUUACAUCAGUAAAGGAUGACACAGAUGAUGAAUAUGAGGACAGAGAGAAGAGCAAAAGAGAGGAAGAGGAUAGAGAUCAGAAGGAGACAAAAAAGAGCAACAGAGAGGAGGAUAGAGAUCAAAACGAGAUGGAGGAGAGCAACAGAGAGGAAGAGGAUAUAGAUGAGAGGGAGCUAAAAGAGAGCAACAGAGAGGAAGAGGAUAUAGAUGAGGAGACAAAAGAGAACAACAGAGAGGAAGAUAGAGAUCGAAACAAGAUGGAGGAGAGCAGCAGAGAGGAAGAGUAUAGAGAUGAGGAGACAAAAGAGAACAACAGAGAGGAAGAUAGAGAUCGAAACAAGAUGGAGGAGAGCAACAGAGAGGAAGAGGAUAGAGAUGAGAAGGAGGACAGAGAGCAGAGGAACUUAGAUGAGGAUGACAUUAGUGAUGAACAGGGCAGCGAGAACACUGAAGAUGGGACUCUACAUCCCUUUGACCCUCGAAAUAUUGCAUUCCGCGGGAGCUGGGAAGGGGACAGUGAGAAUGGAAACUUUAACCACUUCAUUAACUGGAAAGCACAAUUUGAUGUGGCCUUAAAGCAACACAUGCAGACUGCACCCAAAAAUGCAAUAUACCUUUCACCCGCAAUUCAGAAUGAGCUUAUUGAAUGUUGUGCAGAGGAAAUCAGAGGGACCCUAAUCAAAAGGAUACAGGCAGCCAGGUACUUCACUGUAUUAGCCGAUGAGUCCUUGGAUAUAAGUGGGACUGAACAGAUGUCCAUAUGUGUCCGUUACGUCAAUGAGGAGGAAGAAAACCUAGAGAUAAAGGAGGAUUUUCUCGGUUUCUGUCCCUUGCCCAAACAAGAUGCAGCAACAAUAACCUCAGCCAUUCUCAAUCAGCUGACAAAGUGGGGUCUUCAGACAACUUUCCUAAGGGGUCAGGGCUAUGAUGGGGCCUCUACAAUGAGUGGCAAAGUGAGUGGGGUACAAAAGAGAAUCAAGGAACUGUACCCCAGGGCAGUGUACACCCAUUGUAGGAGCCAUGCACUUAAUUUGGUUGUGGUGCAUGGUUGUUCUGAUCUUCCUUUAGUGAGAAACACAAUGUCCAUCAUAGAAAAAAUUGCCGUGUUCUUCUCAGCCACAGGGGCCAGGAAAGAUGCCCUGCGGGCAGAGAGUACAAGAGAAGGGCAACCAAGAACAGCAGGGAUCCCACUUAUGUCAGACACUAGAUGGGGUAGCAGAGCAAACACACUGAGUGCUUUUGUGGAGAAGUUCACUUCUAUACAUUCUGUGUUGGAGACCAUGGAGGCAGAAGUAACUACCACCUCUGGAAAGGCCAGUACUCUCCGGCAUAGUAUUGGGACAUUUGAGACCAUCAUUACAGCUGUAAUAGCCAACAAAGUGCUGGGUUAUAUGCUACCUCUAACCAAACAGCUGCAGUCUACCAACUUGGACAUCAUCACAGCAUACGAGGAGGCAAGAAAUGUACGGCAAGUCAUAGCCAACCAAAGAAAUGAGCAAGGAUUCAGUCCAUGUUUUCAAAAAGCCACAGCAUUGGCCAAUUCAGUUGAUGUGGUCCCAGCAAAGCGUAGAGUGUCUGUAAAACAGAAUUACAGACCAAACAUAUCCACAGAGUCAGUGGAACACCACUAUCGGGUGAAUCUCUUCUAUCCCUUCAUAGAUCACAUAACCAGUGAGCUGGAUGAGAGAUUCUCUGAAAGUAAUGAGCCUGCAUUACUAGCAGCUUACCUGGUACCAAACGCUUUGAAGAAGCUCACAGAAGAAAGAGAGAAAAGACUGGUAAAGUGGUACCAUGAGGACCUACCUUACCCAAACACAGCAGAGCAGGAAAUAGAAUGCUGGAGGCACAAGUUUCUCUCUGUAGAUGGGGUGCUGCCUGCAUCAGCAUUGGAAACUCUGAAAAUCACACAGAUGGCCUUCUUCCCCAACAUCCAAAAGGGGCGACGAGGGACUGAGGACGAGCAGCCACCGGUCAGAGUCGCCGGCCUUUGGAUUGAUGAACUGAUGGUGACGGAUGAGGGUACUAAAGAGCUGGAUGUCACUCCUGUUACCAGCCAGGAACCAGUAUGA
This is a messenger RNA of Rhinichthys klamathensis goyatoka, 13440 nucleotides long. RefSeq lists its product as uncharacterized. The record is from RefSeq and is a predicted model, not a curated record. The transcript has 6 exons. The coding region runs from base 409 to 13440 and encodes 4343 amino acids. Lineage: Eukaryota; Metazoa; Chordata; Actinopteri; Cypriniformes; Leuciscidae.